Molecule: messenger RNA, 2355 nt
Organism: Amphiprion ocellaris (clown anemonefish)
Lineage: Eukaryota; Metazoa; Chordata; Actinopteri; Pomacentridae
Product: selection and upkeep of intraepithelial T-cells protein 6-like
Exons: 16
Coding region: 55-1968 (637 amino acids)
Source: RefSeq, a predicted model, not a curated record
CUCAGAGCUGCAGUCAGUUGAAAUGAGCGAGACACCAAACAACAGAGCUGCAGGAUGUUCCAUCAGAAGACUGGAUUGUUGCUUCAAUCUACCAUCACUGCUCUGCUCUUCUGUCUUCUCCUCACACACUGUUGCAGAGGUCAGUCUCAGGUAAUGGGUCCAUCUCAGCCAAUAGUGGCAACACUUGGAGAUGACAUCAUUUUGCCAAGUUAUCUGGAACCUGCAUAUGAUGCUACGACCUUGACGGUGGAGUGGACCAGACCUGACCUCAACCCCAGAUUCAUCUAUGUGUCACGUAGUGGUCAUGACCUUGAAAAAAUGAAAAAUCCUUCUUACAAAGGGAGAACAUCAAUGUUCAUUGAUGAACUGAAGAACGGAAACAUUUCACUGAAGAUCUCUAAAGUGAAACAGGCUGAUGCAGGGAGAUACAGAUGCUUCGUUCCUGAGCUAAAUGAAGACACUUUCAUGGAGCUUGUUGUAGUUUCAGGUGCUGUUUCCCAACCUGUCACCACUUUAGCAGGGAUUGAUGGAAAGGGAGGAGUUGUGUUACAGUGUGAGUCUGCAGGCUGGUAUCCAGAACCUGAGGUGUUGUGGCUGGACAAUGAGGGAAACCUCCUCUCUGCUGGACCUACAGAGACAGUCAGAGGUCCUGAUGACCUCUAUACUGUCAGCAGCAGAGUGACUGUGGAGAAGAAACAUGGAAACAAGUUCACCUGCAGAGUCCAGCAGAACAACAUCAACCAGAGCAGAGACACAUGGAUCCAUGUUCCACAUGAUUUCUUUGUGGUCCAGUCCUGUUCCACCUCAACCACAGUCAGUCUGGCUGUUUGCAUGGUUGUUUCUAUCAUCCUGUUCAUUCUAGCAGUUGUUGUUUUUGUUCACACGAGAAGACAAAACAGGACCAAAAGAAGAGAAGAUGUUCAGGUUAAAUCUGAAGAAGAAGCUCUAAUGUUAAUGAAGACUUUGGAAAAGGAAAAGCAACCAAAGAGCAAACGAGUAAAUAAAGAAGCAGAAGUUUCACUGCUGGUCGAUGAAGAAAGACACCAAGAUCAGUUAAAGGAGGAAGAACUGAAGCAGAAGGAGGAGCAAAGGAAGAAAGAGGCUGAGAAUACGAUACAGAGACUGAAAGAGAAGCUGGACAUGAAGAAAACUGAGGUUAAAAACAAACAAAGUGAGCUGCAAAGAUUCCAGGAGGAGAAGAAGAAGAUUCAGGAGGAUCUGAAGAACCUAAUUAAAGACCUGAACACCAAGAAUACAAAGCUGAAGACAAUCACAGAAGAGUUAAAGUCUUUCUGGCCUUCCAUUCUUUCGUCAGAAAAACAGAAGAAGAAAGAAGACAAGAAGAAAAUACAGACAGAAAUAGAAAACCUCAGCAAACAGCUGAUGACCAAGAACACGGAGUUCCAGAACAAAGAUGAGGAGUGUGAAGAAAAACAAGUUGAGCUGAAGCAGCUUCUGGAUGAUCAACAGAAGAUGGAGACUAAACUGCAGAGUGAGGAGCAAAAACUGAUGAAGAAAGAAUCUGAUGAUAUCAAGAAUCAUCUCGAUCAGGAGAAACAGAAAAAUGAGACCCUGAACAGUCGUCUGAUGAAGCUCCAGAAUGAGAAGCAGAAGUGGACGGAGUCUGAAGGAAAACUGAAGACAGAACUCCAGGAAAUGAAGGAAAUCAAUCAAAACAGCUCAGCCAGUAGGAGGUCAAUGACAGCACCCAUAAUUUUAGAAAUGCUCAACACAUGGGAGAACUACAUCCGUCUCAGGAACAUUUCCUCUGAGGAGAUAAAUCUGGAAGGCUGGAAGUUAAAACUAAAGACCACCACCAGAGGACCAACCAUAACCAAAUGGAAUCAUCCAUUAAUAAUUAAGGCUGAAGGGAGUCACUAUGUGAACAUCGACUUCACAGCCUGGAGGACUGGAGAACUGCAGAUCACCCUCAUUACCAAUGAAGGAAAGGAAUACAGACUGCAGUAAUGUGUGUAAACAUGAGGCAACAUCAUUGUUUUUGUUUAUUUGCAGGUUUCUCUGGAUGAACCAAAAUGAGAGAUUGUAUACCUAUUUUUAAAUAUCAAUUAUCAACAAUAUUAUCUUAUUUUAUUUUCAGAAACAUAAAACUUGUUUUGAAAUGUUCAUUUUGUAUUUUUAUCAAAUUAAAUUCAGGUUCAUACUGCGGAAAACUUAAGUUUGUUGUUUUAUUAAAGUUGUAAUAAGCAGCAGAUACAACAAGAAAAGACAAAAUUCUGGAAAAUAUGUGCACAACAUGAAAAACAUGAAUAAAAUAUCUUCCACAGGGAAACAUCAGUAUUUAAUUUGAACCCCAAUCUUGUGCUUUAUUAAAUAAAUCUUCUUUCACUUAACAGA